UCAAGUAAGAAUGCAUUGGAUGCACAUGGUGUUAGUGUAAAUUUAACCUGAAACGUGAAGCGUGGAACAUACUGAAUUCGCAUUAUAUUUGUUACAAUAUAUUGUAUAUAUUAUAAGAAAUUGUGAAGUUCUUAUAUUAUCAUAAAGUAGUAACACAUUCUUGAUAAAAUGCCUAAAACACACGUCACCAAUAAAGCCCCGCGAAAGCAGGGCUUUAAACGCUCUGGACACAGUAUGAAUCCUGAACGUCCUACAGAAGGAUUAAAGGGAGUUGCUAAAGUGAGAACCAAAGCAACUAUUAAAAGAUUGCAAAUGUAUCGCAAUCAGAAGCCCAAACGUAAUCGUGCUGGAAAGAUUAUUAGUCCCGCACCGUUUCAAAGCUGGAAUGCUUCUGGAACCAUGUCGCGCAUAGAACCAUCACAAAGGUGGUUUGGUAACUCAAGAGUCAUCUCACAGAACGCUCUGCAAAAAUUUCAGAAUGAAUUAGGAAGUGCUAUAAAGGAUCCUUAUAAAGUUAUCAUGAAAUCUACUCAAUUGCCUAUAACUUUACUUCAACAGAAGGCAGCAAAUGCAAGAGUACAUCUGUUGGAUACAGAGAGUUUUGAGAGUGUUUUUGGUCCAAAGAAAGUUAGAAAGAGACCAAAUUUAGCAGUAACAUCGUAUGACGAAAUGAAGAAAUUGGCUGACGAAAAGGAGGAUAUUUAUAACAAGGAGAAAGACUCCAAAGACUUGGAUCUUGUUCGGGAAGAUACCGGUGUAAAGGAUGCGCCAAGAGACUGGAUUAUGUCGGCGGGACAAAGCAAGAGGAUAUGGAAUGAAUUGUACAAAGUCAUUGAUUCCUCCGACGUAGUUCUGCAGAUAUUGGAUGCGAGGGAUCCAAUGGGAACAAGAUCUCCCCCCGUGGAAACAUAUCUAAAAACGGAAAAAUCUUAUAAACACCUAAUGUUUAUCCUAAAUAAAGUGGACCUGGUGCCGACAUGGGUCACGCAAAGAUGGGUGGCGAUUCUAAGCAAGGAAUAUCCAACNNUUGCCUUUCAUGCUUCCUUAACGCAUCCCUUCGGCAAAGGCUCUCUGAUAAAUCUAUUAAGACAAUUCGCAAAAUUGCAUGUCGACAAGAAACAGAUUAGUGUGGGUUUCAUAGGAUAUCCUAAUACAGGAAAGAGCUCAAUCAUAAAUACUUUGCGUUCUAAAAAAGUGUGCAAAGUAGCGCCUAUAGCUGGAGAGACAAAAGUGUGGCAAUACAUAACUCUCAUGCGUCGUAUCUAUUUGAUCGAUUGUCCUGGCGUCGUUUAUCCGUCGAAGGAAACCGAUACCGAGAAGGUGUUGAAGGGAGUCGUAAGAGUGGAACUUAUUCAGAACCCGGAAGAUUACAUCGUCUCUGUCCUAGAAAGAGUAAAACCCGAGUACAUACGUAAAACGUAUAAAAUAGACAAAUGGAAUGAUCAUAUCGAUUUUCUGGAAAAAUUGGCGCACCGAAGCGGCAAGCUUUUGAAGAAAGGAGAACCCGACAUUACAAUCGCCGCUCGUAUGGUAUUAAACGAUUGGCAACGCGGUAAAUUACCAUUUUAUGUUCCACCAGCGGGCUUUGAAGAACCGUUGCACAAACAAGCACUUGAUAAUGCAAAUGAGACGGUUAUCAGGCAAGAUAACGCACCAAGCAAUGAAGAUAUACAAACAAUUGAUAACUUAUCUUCAACAGAACAAUUAAAAAAUCAAGUAUCAGUGAUGCAAGACUUCAGAAAAAUACGUGUUGGAUUGCCGUAUUCCGGCGAUGAUGUUAAAAACGAUUUAGAAGAGAAUAAAUCAUUCGAUGAAAGUAUCGUGGAAGAUGAAAGUGACGUAGAAAGCGAAUCAGAAGAUUCGGAUGUAGAAGAUGAUUCGCGUACAGUAAAAGAUAAAUCUGAUACAAAUCUGCAAAAAUCGAAAAAUUUGAACGAUCAAGAUAAUAAAAAACAUUCUCUAGAAAACAGUAAGAAAGAUGAUAUCAUUAAAACUAAUGAUGGGAAUGCAAAUAAAGAAGAAUCUGAUACAGAAGCAGACGAUCAAUAUUCAGAUACGGAAAUUCGUUUACCUAUUGAACAAGAUAAUCUGAAACAAAGUGCAUUUGAUGUCGUAGGCACUCAGUAUGAUUCCAGCGAUAGUGAAAUGCUUACUUCCAAGUCUACGAAUAGCGAAGGUGUUAAAGAUAAAAAAUUGACAAGCAAACAACGAAGAGCCAUGGAACGUGCUAGUAAAAGGAAAAAGAUAGGAAGCAAUUUCUACGAAGUCGCGAAUGUGAAGAAUAGAAAUAGAAACAGAAAAGUUCCGAAGACCAAAAGAAAGUAAUAUAUUGGUCCUCAAAACAAAUUGCAUCUCUAUUCUGUGCGGAUAUUUGAAGAAUACACAGCAUUAUAACAAAAUAUAUUUUAUAUUUAUCAAGGUUUGUUAAAAAAUACAUUCAUCUUCUUUUUCUAUAAUUUAUCCUCUAUGUUUUUUAUCAAUCUUAUCAUUCGAUAUGCAAGAUAUAGAAUAAAAUAACGUGUAUGUACAGUAACAAUUGGUUGCGUUGCGUUACUCCGCGUAUAUGUAAUAAUGAACGAUACGCAAUUUUGUAUAUAAAAUAGUCAAUACUCUAAAAAGCA
Molecule: messenger RNA, 2621 nt
Organism: Linepithema humile (Argentine ant)
Lineage: Eukaryota; Metazoa; Arthropoda; Insecta; Hymenoptera; Formicidae
Source: RefSeq, a predicted model, not a curated record